Messenger RNA from Oreochromis niloticus (Nile tilapia), 2416 nucleotides. RefSeq names its product adenylate kinase 7b (gene ak7b). The coding region runs from base 49 to 2121 and encodes 690 amino acids. NCBI's taxonomy places the organism in Eukaryota, Metazoa, Chordata, Actinopteri, Cichliformes, Cichlidae. Gene Ontology annotation, biological process: nucleobase-containing compound metabolic process. The record is from RefSeq and is a predicted model, not a curated record. Gene Ontology annotation, molecular function: nucleobase-containing compound kinase activity; ATP binding. The transcript has 18 exons.
CAGCUGUGGGAGUGGCCGUCUCCUUGACUACGCGACACUAACAGUAACAUGCUAACAGCGCGGUCGGGACCCAGCAUGGCGCAGCCAGAGAUGACACGGGUGUUUCUUAACAACGUGGACUCGUACGCAUCCAGACACAUCGCUCAGGUCCUGAGUGGAAGUGUGGCUGGAGCUGCUGUUAAUACAAACUCUGAUCUGGAGGCAGAGCUGCUGUCAAACCAUAAGAGGACCUUCCAGGUGGUGGGAACUGUUUCACAUCCAUCUGCCGUGGAAAGGCCUCAUGUGUUCGAACAAUACACUCAUCUGAACCGAGAUGAGCUCCUUUCCAAACUGAUGGGCUGUGAUGUUGUUAUCUACAAUGUUACCCAGCAUGCUGAUCAGGUGGAAGAAGCUCUCUGGGCUGCCUCAGCGCUUCACAGUGAAGUCGAGCAUUUUUCUGGGCCAAAGUUGUUUAUCCUCAUCUCCACGAUCAUGACCUGGGCCUGCAGCAAGCCAGCUGAUCCUGAUGAUCUGGAGCUUCCUUUCACUGAUGCGAUUUUCUGGAGCAGGAGAGCACAUCCCAAUUUUGAACGGCACAUUGACUUGGAGAAGAGAGUAGUGAAAAUGGGCAAAACUGAAAGAAAGCUCUUCUCCACGUACGUGGUGGCAGCAGGACUUCAGUACGGGAUGGGAGAACAGAUCUUCCACUACUUUUUCAAGAAAUCAUGGCUGGGAGAAGAUGGAAUACCCAUCUUUGGAGAUGGCAAGAACAUCGUUCCCACGAUUCACAUCCAUGACUUGGCAAGUGUGGUUUACAGCGUGAUCCAACAUCAACCAAGACCAUAUUAUCUACUAGCAGUGGACGAUUCUAACAAUACCAUGGAAGAAAUUGUCAAGAAAAUUGCCUCCAUCCUCGGACCAGGGAAGAUCCAGAAAAAGCCAUCAGAGGAUGCUUUCCUCACCAAGGAUCUCAGUGUAAUGGAAGCCAACUCUCUACUGGUCAGUCUCCGCAUGGAGGCUGCUUACAUCAAGAAACUUUUCUCUUUUAACUGGGUGUGCCAGUUUGGUCUGGUGGAAAAUAUAGAGGUGGUGGUGCAGGAGUUCCGGCAGACCCGCGGGUUGCUGCCCGUCCGUCUGUGUGUACUGGGUGCUCCUGCAGUAGGUAAAACCACAGUGUCCAAAAAGAUCUGCGAAUACUACCGACUCCAUCACAUCACAGUGAAAAGCACCAUCUCUGACACCAUCGCCCGGCUGGAACAUGCUGUCAGGAAUCCUGAUCCCGAUGAAGGGAAUUCCACACAAGAUGUCCAGGAGCAGCUGAGCAUGAUGAAGGAACGCCUGGAACAGAACCGAGGUCUGGAUGAGGAGCUGCUGUUGAACGUGAUGAGGGACAAGCUGAUGACUAACCCGUGUAAUAACCAGGGUUAUGUGUUGGAGGACUUUCCCCAAACACGUGAACAAGCCAAAGAGCUCUUUGGCGGUAAAGAAGAGGAUGCAACAUCCCAGAAUUCUUUAACCAACAUUAUACCCGAGUUUGUGUUGUGCCUGGAGGCCACAGAGGCCUUCCUGUUGGAUCGAGUGCUCAACCUGCCCGAGACCUGUGUGCAGGAACACAACUACGAGCCAGAGAACUUCUCGAGGCGGCUGGCUGCUUACAAGGAGAAACAGUCGGAGGAUGAUAUGGUCCUCAACUACUUUUAUGAGCAUGACAUCAUCCCUCUGCAGUUUGAGAUCAGCAGCAGCAAUGAAGCAGACUGCCUGUCUCUGAUGCAGAAGGUCAUUGACAUAGUGGGCCAGCCCAGAAACUACGGUCCGAGCAGCCAGGAGGUGAAGGAGGAGGAGAGGAGGAAGGCUGCCGAGAGGCUGAGGAGAGAAGCCCAGGAGAGAGCAGAGGUGGAGCGGAUGGAGGCCGACGAGGCCAGAGACAGGGCUGCACACUGGGCUGAGUGGACUAAGAAGUUGGAGGAGGUGAGGCAGCAGGAGGAGGAAGAGCUGGAGGCCACGUCAGGCCCUAUGAGGGACUACCUGAUGGAACAGGUUGUGCCCACGCUGAGCCGGGGUCUGAUUGAAUGCUGCCGAGCUCAACCACAGGACCCCGUGGACUUCCUGGCAGAGUACUUGCUGAAGAACAACCCCUUUUGAAGCCGAUUACGAGCAGCUUUCCUAGCCGAGGAAAAUUUCCUUUGAGUCUUUGAGACUCGUCAGAGCAUUUCAGUCGUCACAUGCCAAGUGUCCCCAACUCCAUGCUGGGAUUUUGAUUAGGUCUGAUUUCUAAGUGGCCCAUUCUCCUGCCCCUGUUGCAUUCAUAUACGGCUUUGUUUGGGCUCUGAUGUGCUGGCCGUUACUUAAAAGCAACCCAAAAAGCAGAUGAAAGUGUGCACAAAACCAGGAGCUAAUUAGGAAGUUAAUUUGCUUAAUAAACUUGGUAAACUGUAAA